Fopius arisanus is the source of this 978-nucleotide messenger RNA. RefSeq names its product Peroxiredoxin 6a (gene Prx6a). NCBI's taxonomy places the organism in Eukaryota, Metazoa, Arthropoda, Insecta, Hymenoptera, Braconidae. The coding region runs from base 203 to 886 and encodes 227 amino acids. Gene Ontology annotation, biological process: cell redox homeostasis; cellular oxidant detoxification. Gene Ontology annotation, cellular component: mitochondrion; cytosol. The transcript is spliced from 5 exons. Gene Ontology annotation, molecular function: peroxiredoxin activity. The record is from RefSeq and is a predicted model, not a curated record.
AGCAUUCAUAUCCCCCCCCAUACCCUCUUUAGUUGCCAUGUUGGUGAACAUGACAUAAUUUAGGUUAUAAAGUUUGCUGCUGCGACGUGUAAAAAACGCAAAAAACCGGUGGUCAAUUUUUUACUGAAGAAAAUCAUAAAAUUAAGUGACUCUUUUCGUAGGCUGUUAAAUAAUCCAUAUAUAUCCAAUAACUCGAGUCAUCAUGGUGCUGCUGGGCGAGAAAUUCCCAAAUUUUGAUACAAAUACAAACGUCGGAAAGAUCAAUUUCCACGAGUGGCUGGGGAACUCAUGGGGAAUACUAUUCUCUCAUCCCAACGAUUUCACUCCAGUUUGCACUACGGAAUUGGCGAGAGUUGUGAAGCUGAUGCCAGAUUUCCAGAGGCUCGGUGUUAAGCCUAUUGCAUUAUCUUGUAAUUCAGUCGACUCACAUAUCGAAUGGAUCAAAGACAUCAAAAGUUAUGCUGGUGUUUCCAUAGAUGGAUUUCCCUAUCCCAUAAUUGAAGAUGAAUCUCGUAAGAUAGCUACAAGUCUCGGUAUGUUGGACCCCGAUGAGACAGAUAAGGAUGGGCUGCCCGCAGCUGCCAGAGCCGUUUUCAUCAUAGACCCAAAGAAGAAAAUGAGAUUAUCGAUUCUCUAUCCCGCUACUACUGGCCGAAAUUUCGACGAAAUAAUCAGAGUUAUCGAGUCUCUGCAACUGACAGAACAGCACAAAGUGGCAACCCCAGUUGAUUGGAAGAAAGGAGAUGACGUGAUGGUCCAGCCAACAGUGAGCGACGAAGAAGCCCAGAAAACGUACGCUGAUAAGCUAAAAACAAUAAAACUUCCAUCAGGGAAGGGCUACCUUCGAAUGGUCCCUCACCCCUGCGACCUGAGCAGUACAAUGUGACCCUCAAGUCCCAAAAAACCGAAUAAACCCCCUCCCGAAAAAAACCAAUGUAACCCAAAUAUUUUAAUUAAUGAAUAAAAUAAACGACUAUU